CCAGUCACCACUUCACUUCACCUCCACAAGCCGCCGUCAAGAAGAAAAAGGGGUUCGCCUCCACAGCUCCCACUCUCCCAAAAGCCAAAACCCCACCCCGCCGAUUGCUCCCGCUCCCUCACCGCCGCGCUAGGCUCGCCGGCUUCCGGCCACCGCCGAUCGCUCCACUCCCAGCGCAGGGUGCAAGCGUGAUGCGCUGCAAAUUCUCUUUACAUAUUGUUGUUGCAUAAAGAGAUCAGAAGGUUUAGAUCUGCUCUUACUAGAUCAUCAUUAGAAACCUGUUAUUUGGAGCAUAUUAAUGCCAGGCUGCUAGUAGUAUAUGUGAAGGCUUUUGUGGCAAUUUGCUAGAUAAUUUGAUGGAGUGCAACAGAGAAGAGGGGUUGAGGGCCAGAGAAAUAGCUGCAAACAUGCUGGAAAGCAAAGACUUUCUUGGGGCUAGAAGGAUUGCACUUAAAGCUCAAAGGCUUUUUCCAGGGUUUGAGAACAUAUACCAGCUGUUAACUGUCUGUGAAGUGCAAUGUGCAGCAGUUGCAAAAAUCAAUGAAGACUUAGAUUGGUAUAGUAUUCUCCAGGUGGAGGCAACAGCAGAUGAGACAGUCAUAACAAAGCAAUAUGAGAAACUUGCCUUUUGGCUCCAUCCUGAUAAAAACACACUCCCUGGUGCUGAAGUUGCUCUGAAGUUGGUCUCAGAAGCUCGCAAGAUACUGUGUGAUCGUACGGAGCGGUCUUUGUAUGACAUCAGAAGGCAGUAUGCUUCCAAACAUGUGACAAGCAAAGCUACACAGCUACCAAAUAAGACUGGUGGAAAUGAGAGUCAUGUGGAUGGAUGCAAACAACCACCUGAUUUUGUGCUGGUGUUCUGGACUAUAUGCCCGCAUUGUCGGAGGCGAUUCGUGUACUACAAAAAGAACUUUUUGGUCACCUGUGAUAACUGUGGUAAAUUGUUCUUUGCAUUCAAGCUGCAUGAACAGGCAAUGCCCUCGAGUUUUCUAUCUCAUUCAGCAAAUAAUGCUGAAGUUUCACCUGGGAAGAUUUCAUGUCAACAACAUGGCAUCACCAAUCAGCAGGCCCAGACAGGGGGGAACAUUUACUCUGAACCUACCAUGAAUGCUACUCGAACUGAUGAACAUAGAGAAAGGAUUGACAGGGCAAGCGGUGAUGAGGAAGGUAACUGUUCAGAGACAAGAAGCAAUGUAGUUCAGCUUUCAGCAAUGAACCAAGCUAAAUCUUCUGCGCCUGCUGCAGGCAAGGAAUCAGUUAGCAAUUUGACAUCAGCUCAUCCUGAUCCGAACUUCAUUUCCACACAGAACUUUAGAAGUGAAGAUGUAUCUCUAGUGCCAAAUAUUGCAAGGUCCUCCAGCCUUCAGAGAUUAGGUAAGAGAAAGCAAGAUGAUGGCCCAGACUGCAGCCACGGCACAGACUCCUCUAAUUAUAAGAUGCAAAGGAACCAUGACUCACCAUCUAGUGCUUCUGAGCAAAUUUCUAAUGACAAUGUUGCUGUUGCUGAGAAUCAGUCUGCUGAGCAUCAUGCCUUAAGUAGCGUGGAUAGCCAAGGUGGAGUAACUGCAAGUCGUGAAGCCAAUCAGCAAAGUUACAAGGAAGCAAGUGGUAGUGCUCCUCAGAAGCUCGGCAGUCCUGUGAUUACCUAUCAUCAUCCUGACUUUUUUGACUUUGGCAAGAUCAGAGAUGUAAACCUUAUUGCAGUUGAUCAAAUCUGGGCCCUUUAUGAUAACCUUGAUGGCAUGCCAAGAGAUUAUGCUCAGGUAAAGCACAUUGAUACUUCUGACUUAAGAGUUCAGCUGACAUGGCUGGAGUACAAUCCAAGGAAUGAGCAAGAAGCCAAUUGGAAUAAUAAGGAAUUGCCUGUAUCUUGCGGAAGCUUCUGCUUAGGAGGAGAAACAACAACCCUAUUACAAGAUCCAUCCACAUACCUGUCUCACAGAGUUCCAUUGACAAGAGGCAAAAAUGGGAACUCCUAUGAAAUAAAUCCUAAUAAGGGUGAGGUAUGGGCUCUUUAUAAAAGAUGGAGCAUGCAAUGGAUCUCUGAUCCAGAUAACUGUCGAUCCUAUGGAUAUGAUGUUGUGGAAGUUAUCUCUGAUGGCUCAACGAGUGGCGAUGUCAUUGUUUCGCCGCUUACGAGGAUUGAAGGCUUUGUUAGUCUGUUUGCACAAGCUAAGGACAAACGCUUCUUUUCGAUACCAUCAAGUGAGCUACUGAGAUUUUCUCACUGUAUCCCCUUUUAUAGAACACAUGAAAAUGAAAGGGUGGGCGUUGCAGAAGAGCUCCUGGAACUGGAUACAGCAGCUCUUCCAAGUGAUCUGGAAACAGCAUUUCCUUCCAUUACUCUCAACUCUUACAUGUCUUCGGAACUCAUUUCUUAUCCAUAUCCAGAAUCUGAAUUCCACAACUUUGAAGAAGACCGGUCAUGUGAGAAGUUUGAAAGUGGCCAAAUUUGGGCUCUCUACAAUGACGCUGAUACAUUCCCGAAAGUGUAUGGCUGGGUGAGCAAAGUUGAGAUACAACCAUUUGAAGUGCAUCUGACCUGGCUCCAGGCCUGCCCUCAACAGGCACAGGAGAAGCUUUGGUUGGGGCAGAAUGUACCUGUGAGCUGUGGCAAAUUUAAAAUACGAAGCUGGAAAGCCAAGUAUGGUGGAAACCACCCCUUCUCUCAUUUGGUAGAAAAUAGCCAAAUCGAUAUGAACUGGCAGGUUAAAAUUCUUCCCAAGGUCGGUGAAGUUUGGGCCAUCUACAAGAACUGGUCACCUGAUUGGGUUCCUUCCAGCAACAAGCACACUACUGAUUAUGCUAUCGGGGAGAUCGUCGAGUGCAGUAAACGAGGCACAUUAUUUUCUUUUCUGACUAAAGUUGAUGGCUAUGUCGCUGUGUUCAAACCUGACCUUACCAAGGGAGUACUGAAAAUACCUAGGAAAGAGAACCUGAGAUUUUCUCACCGAAUUCCAUCAUUCCGUCUCACAAAGGAGGAAGGUGGCAAGCUCCGGGACUUCUACGAGCUCGACCCAGCUUCUGUCCCUGGCGAUUUUCUAUAGAAGAGCACCCCCUUGAAUUGACGCUUGCCUUUUCCGAGGGCAGCAAGAGGGAAUUAACCUCAGGAUAUAGCUAUACAAUGUUGUGUUUUGUGCCUGAACCUAGGGCACAGUAUAUAUUGGCUAAAUGUGACCAUGCAUGCUAAGUUUCUUUCGGGGUCUCUUAAUUUAGUUAGUACUGUUGGCGGUCAUGUUGAACUGAAAGUAAACUUGCAGUGAAGCAAGUGGUGUUUGCUGGACGCAAUGAAGCUGUUGGGCCAUGGAUUGAUGCAUGCA
Molecule: messenger RNA, 3320 nt
Organism: Triticum urartu
Lineage: Eukaryota; Viridiplantae; Streptophyta; Magnoliopsida; Poales; Poaceae
Source: RefSeq, a predicted model, not a curated record